Molecule: messenger RNA, 1544 nt
Organism: Tinamus guttatus (white-throated tinamou)
Lineage: Eukaryota; Metazoa; Chordata; Aves; Tinamiformes; Tinamidae
Source: RefSeq, a predicted model, not a curated record
CUGCAGGUGUGGUGGGACCAAUAGCAAAAGAUGUGGACAGUCUGGUCUUGUGCAUGAGAGCACUUUUGUGUGAAGACAUGUUCUGCUUGGACCCCACGGUGCCACCCAUCGCCUUCAACAUGGAGGUGUUUAGCAGCCCCACUCCCCUUCGGAUUGGCUUCUAUUCCCUGGAUGGAUACUUCUUGCUUCCACCCUGUGUGACUCGGGCUGUCUAUGAGACCCGUCUGCUGCUCGAGGAGGCUGGACACACGAUGAUCCCCUUCGUUCCUCCCAGUGUUGACUAUGCAAUGAACAGCUUGUUUGUGAAAGGGCUCUUUGCUGACAGCAACUAUGCUUCUGCAUGCUUGUGCAAACUGGACUCUCUGGAUCCAGGCUGUAGCCACUUCAUCCGCUGUGAUGGGCUCCCAACUCUGCUAAGAAAGAUCCUGGCUUGUCUCAUAAAGCCCUUGUUCCCUAGUUUUGCCAGCUACUUGGACCUGCCAUGUGGAGCACGCCAUGGGAAGCAAAAGAUUUCCCAGAAGUCAGCGUAUGUCUUUGUCAGCAUCAAAGAUUUUGUCCUCAAAGAGAAGCAGCAAGACACUUUUAGAGAAGUGGGAAUUAUUGGUGACAGGUCCAAACAGGUUUAUCGCUGGGAAUUCAUCACCCGAUGGAAGAACCUUGACCUGGAUGUUGUACUGUGCCCUGUGCUUGGACCAGCCUUCAGCUUGGACUAUGUGGAGACAAAUCUUGAUGCUCUGUCCUCCACUAUGUUGUACAACAUCCUCAACUUCCCCGUGGGAGUCGUGCCUGUCACCGUGGUCACAGAGGCAGAUGAAGAACAGCUGCAGCUUUACAGUGGAUACUUGGAUGAACCCUGGGACAGGGGACUGAGGAAGGCAGUGGAAGGAGCUGUAGGGCUGCCUGUGGCUGUCCAGUGUGUGGCUUUACCAUGGCAGGAGGAGCUGUGCCUUCGGUUCAUGAAAGAGGUUGAAAGACUGACCUAUGAGAAGAAAGAGAGAACUCAUGAUUCAGGGGCUAGCACAGUCCAGAGACAUGAACUGAAUGAGGUCUCCCUGGGAGAAGCCUCUGUGGCUUGGCAGCCCCUAAAGGCAAGUAGCACAUUGCCAGAGGUGUCCAGCACAAUCAGCAAGGCAGAGGAGAGCCCAACAGAGGAAAGAACAGCCUUGCAAACCACCAUCGCCGAGAACCAGGGCGAUGACGUGCAAACAGCUGUUCUCCAAGCAGACAUUCAGAGUGAUGGGCAAACGUCAUCACCCCAGCCUCUCGUGUCAACAUCAGAGAAGCAGAGUGCUGUAAAAACAUCAUCUCAACCUGAUGUGACAACACUGGUGUCCUGGUCAGAUGAGGAGAAUGAAGGGCCAAUCCUGAUUCGCCCACCUGGCAAAAGAGAGAGCCUGCAGUCUCGUGAGGCAGAGCCUGCUGUGCAAACACAGACAUCCCAGCGGGACGAAGAGAGGGACCCACAGACUGGUGAGUCAGAGCUUGAUAUGCAGACACAGGUACCCCCGAGGGAUGAAGAGAGGGACCCACAGCCACCAUGGUGA